This is a messenger RNA of Symbiodinium sp. CCMP2456, 1145 nucleotides long. Lineage: Eukaryota; Dinophyceae; Suessiales; Symbiodiniaceae. The record is from the annotation of a GenBank genome assembly.
GCAGCGGCAACGAAACGGCGGAGUCUCUGCGCCGCGCGAAAGAGGAGAGUGAGUCCAUGAGCACUCUGAGAUAUGUGCUGUUUCCUGCCUCACUGAUAUUGGCGGCACUUUUUGAGGCGCUACACUUCCCCUGGGCGGAGGUGGACUGGUCCCUGCCCUUGGACCGCUCCGAUGGCCUGGAAGGAUCUGAAAAGGUCGACAACACCUUUGCUGGCCUUACAGUGCUGUUGGCUCGCCGUGGCGCUGGGCUGGCGCGCAUUUACUUUGCCGGAGCCGGAAGGGUCAAGGGCCGCUGUUACCUUGGCCUCCUGGUCGCUAUCCACUUGCUGGGCAUGUACCUGGACCUGGCCAUGUUCGACUUUCAGCAGCGGUAUUGGAACCUUUAUCAGCAGCCGAGCUUGCCACUCUUCUUCGAGCUGAUUCGCAAUUGGUUCAUUCUGCAUGUGGCGCGAAUGAUUACUUACGUCUACGAGUUCUACGUGGAGGACAUGCUUUUCCUGCACUGGCGGGACCACCUGACCCGCUACUUCGAGACGAUCUGGGUUCCUAGCACCUACGUCUUCAAGAUGCAAGAAGGCAAGAAGUUCGACAAUCCGGAUCAGCGCAUCCACGUUGACAUCACCAACUUCAUCUCCACAAGUUACUCCCUGACCUUCGGGGUGCUCAAGGUGCUCGUGAACCUUGGGAUGUACACCUACAUGCUGGCCACCAUCACGCCGGCCUCCAUGCAUUGGGCCUCCUUGGUGGGCACGGCAUUUCUCUACUCUGUGGUGGGCUCCUGCGUCAUGCACCUCUUGGGCUCCGAGCUAGCACAUUACAGCUGGCUGGGGGAACGGCUUGGGGGCGACUUCCGUGCAGAGCUGCGGCGAGUCUACGACCAGAGUGAAACCGUCGCCAGUCUCCGGUCGGAAGAGGCGGAGCUUGGCCGGUUGCAGCAUCGCUUUGAGCGGAUAAAGCUGAACACCUGGCUCUCCAUGCUCCUAGAGAAGCGUCUGGGAAUCUUCCAAAAGUGGUACAGCCCCCUUCGAGAGGUGCUGUUCAUGUGCAUCCUGGCACCAUUCUUCAUCCGUGGAGAGGUGAGCCUCGGCCGCCUCAAGCAGUGCGAGACGGCGCUGGAUAGGAUUAGCGAUGCCCUGAGCUUCCUG